Messenger RNA from Strongylocentrotus purpuratus (purple sea urchin), 623 nucleotides. RefSeq lists its product as uncharacterized. The record is from RefSeq and is a predicted model, not a curated record. The coding region runs from base 1 to 426 and encodes 141 amino acids. NCBI's taxonomy places the organism in Eukaryota, Metazoa, Echinodermata, Echinoidea, Camarodonta, Strongylocentrotidae. The transcript has 5 exons.
AUGGCAUCGCAUUGCGGACAAGCUUUUGGUAUCAAGAUGAAAGUGACUGUUUUCUUGCUGUGCCUGGCGUUGGCCGUGGUGCUGGGGCACGUCUAUGGCAUUGAUGAAGAGCUUGAAGAAUACAUGCUUGAAGAUAUGCUAGAUGAUGACGAUCAUGAUUUAGGUGACGUAGAGAUCCAGAACUGGUUCAAGAAGGCAUUUAACAAGGUUAAGAAAGCAGGCAAGACGAUUGGCAAUGGAAUCAAGAAGGGCGUCCAAUCAGGCUGUGGUAUGGUGAAUAGCAUUCCUUCAAAAGAAUUAACCUAUCGUAUGUCAGUGGCGUUUCCAGAGCUGAUUUCAGAAGACGUAGAAGAUGGGUAUUAUGAGACAGCCGACAUCAAGAAACUAGCCAAUGAUGUCCGCAAAGCGUGUGGGAUGAUCGGUUAAAUGUACUCAAGUAAAGGUCAAGUUCUUGCGGGUGAUCGAUAUUCUACCAUCAAUUCCAACAUGCUACAUCUUUACCAAACUUUAAAACAUGAUAAUUAUCAGGGAUGUUAAGUGCACACUGUGUUUUUAAAAAAAGAGUUAAUUAAAAAGUUGCUUCUUUCAGUUAAAACAAAAUAACCACAACAAAUAGCAGCAUU